AUGCUCGUGCUGCUGGUUCUGGGCAGCGUCGUCGUGGAGCAGCAGCAGCAACAGCAGCAGCAGCAGCAGCAGAGUGCUGCAGCAGCAGCAGCAGCAGCAGCAGCAGUAGCAGCAGCAGUAGCAACAGCAGCAGCAGCAGGAGGAACGACUGCGGGAGACGCAGCAGCAGUAAAGGAAGAAAGCAGUAGUAGCAGCAACAGCAGCAGCAACAGCAACUCCAGCAAGAGGAGCAGUAGUAGCAGCAACAGCAGCAGCAGCAGCAAUAACAGCAGCAGCAGCAACAGCAAAAGCUAG
This is a messenger RNA of Eimeria mitis, 294 nucleotides long. RefSeq lists its product as uncharacterized. The transcript is spliced from 2 exons. The record is from RefSeq and is a predicted model, not a curated record. Lineage: Eukaryota; Apicomplexa; Conoidasida; Eucoccidiorida; Eimeriidae. Bases 1 to 294 code for a protein of 97 amino acids.